This is a messenger RNA of Podarcis raffonei (Aeolian wall lizard), 5518 nucleotides long. It is a transcript of the gene PHLDB1, whose product is annotated as pleckstrin homology like domain family B member 1. The transcript is spliced from 27 exons. Gene Ontology annotation, biological process: regulation of microtubule cytoskeleton organization. Lineage: Eukaryota; Metazoa; Chordata; Lepidosauria; Squamata; Lacertidae. Gene Ontology annotation, cellular component: basal cortex. Gene Ontology annotation, molecular function: protein binding. The record is from RefSeq and is a predicted model, not a curated record. The coding region runs from base 165 to 4811 and encodes 1548 amino acids.
CCUGUGGAUGGGACAGGAAAGGCUGUUUCCUCCCGGUGACUCAGGAUUGCAAAGGGAACUGGCCUCCAGAGCCUCUUGCCAGCUGUGGGAACGGCAAAGCUUUCGGGUGGCCCUCCAGGAGUCAGGAUGGUUGUCUUGGAUGACUUUUGAGGGGGACUGUUGCCAUGGAGACCUGUAACCGCAGUGUGGGCAGCCCAGCUGGUCGAGUGCAGGCACGUCUACAGAACAGUCUUCUAGACCUGACCGAGACAGGCAAAGGCCUGAAAGUGCAGACUGAAAAGCCACAUCUGGUGAGCCUGGGCAGUGGGCGUCUCAGCACUGCCAUCACUCUCCUGCCUCUGGAAGAAGGCAAAACCAUGCUGGGCUCAGCUGCCGGUGACAUUGUGCUGCAGGGGGCCGGUGUGGCACCCAAGCACUGCUUCAUCGAGAACAUGCACGGGACUCUCACUCUGCACCCCUGUGGCAACCCAUGUGCCAUAGAUGGCUUGGCAGUCACACGCCCCACACGCCUUUCUCAAGGGUGUAUGAUUUGCCUGGGCCAGUCGACCUUCCUUCGGUUCAACCACCCGGCUGAGGCGAAGUGGAUGAAAAGCAUGAUUCCCAGUGUGGGGCGAAGCCCUGCACCCCAGCAUGGGCUCACAGCAGAGGCCCAGAGCCUUCUGAACGGCAACCAAGAUACGGCGAAGGCUUCCCGGCACAGCCACAGCGCCCUGGUCAGCUCCAUUGAGCGGGACUUGCAGGACAUCAUGGACUCCCUGGUGCUGGAGGAGGAAGGCAGCACUCCCAGGCAGCUCCCCAGCAGCCGCGGCAACGCUCCGUCGCCAGACUCCUCCGUCGUGAAUGGCAGGGGCGGGCGCUACCUGCUGUCACCUCCCCAGAGCCCUGGCGCCAUGUCUGUGGGAUCCAGCUACGAAAACACCUCCCCACCCUUCUCUCCCCUCUCCUCUCCCGCAAGCAGUAGCAGCUGCGCCAGCCACUCGCCUGGCACCCAGGACCAGGGCCCGGCCCUGCCUCCGGUGGUGCCCGUUCGCUCCUCUAGUUUCAACCACACCAUGCUGACUCCUCACGGCGGGGCCAGCCUGGACCUGCCGAGCAGCGCUGGAGGCCCGAACCCGACACGGGGGCCGGUGAGCCCACGGACGGCUCGGAGGGCCACACAGGAGAGUCCCCGGAGCCCCACACCCAGCCGCAGGGCCCAGCCCUCGGGGGACAACCCCCGCCCGGGCCCACGCAGCUCCCCUCCUCCUGCAUUGCCCGCUGGCGUGAGCGAGAGCCUGCCAGGAAGCCCUCGGGUACAGCCACCCACCAGCCCACGCCUGGCCCCCAAAUUCCAGUCGCCUUCCACCCCACGGACCAAGGCCACGGCUCUGCAGGAGAGGCCUCCCAGCCCUUUCCGGGAAGCGCGGGACACUCCUCCUGGCACCUCCCGCCAAGGUCUGGGCAAAGGCUUCCCGCCAGCUGAGCCUGCUGGGUUUGUGCCUCUCAGCCAGUCGAGCCGGGCCCUGCAGCCCCCCGAGAGCCCCCGACUCAGCCGGCGGCCUCUGGAGAGCAUGCGGGAGCUGCCUCCUCUCAGCCCCGCCUUGUCCCGCCGGGCAGUGUCGCCAGCCCCUCACGGCGGCCCCCCAGUGCAGACCAAGGCCGGUGAGGCCACCUGUGGCUGGCGGAGGGAGCCUCUCGAGGACCUUAUGUCUGCCUCUUUCUCCUGCCUGCGGGGACGCAGCCCCUCGCCCACCCUGCUGGCCAGGGAGCCUGGCCAACGCAAGCCCAGCUACGCAAGCGGCCUGAGCCCCGCCUACAGCCUGGGCUCCCUGACCUCGGCCUCGCCGCGCCAGAGCCCCCGCCUGCACCGGAAGUUGUCUGGGGGGCUGGAGCUGACGCCGGGGCCCCUGCGGGAGCGCAAGCACAGCAUCUCGGAGCUCAGCGGCGACGAGGGGGAGCUGAGGGAAUACCAUCGCUGGCAGCGCCAGGAGCGGCUCCGGGAACAGGAGAUGGAGCGGCUGGAGCGGCAGCGGCUGGAGACCAUCCUGAGCCUGUGUGCCGAGUACACUCACAGCGAUGGCGAUCCGGGCCAGGAGCACAACACUUUCCCCAGCGCUGCUGCCGAGGGCGCUGGCCAGCCGGGAAGGAGGCCCUCCAAGGGCUCCAUCAGUCUUGGACGAGCGAAGGAGCAGCUGGUGGGAACCCUGGGCCUGCGGGAGAGGGAGAGCUUGGAGCGCUCGGAUGAGGACCACCUGAAAGAGGAAAGCAGCAGCACGGAGAGUGCCGGCCAGGAGCACGAAGAGCCACCCAGCUCCAAAGCCAGCCAGGAGGCGGCGCUGCUGGAGGAGGAGCGCACCCGUGUCCUGGCCAGCGUCGAUCAGCUGAAGAGCCGAGCUAAGGAGCUGGAGCAGCAGCUGCAGGAAACAGCCCGGGAGGCGGAGAUGGAGCGGGCCCUCCUGCAAGGCGAGCGGGAGGCCGAACUGAUCCAGCUGCAGCAGGAGCAGAAGGCAGUGCAGCAGUUGCAGGAGCGCAUGUCUGGUCUGGACGCCGCCAUCCACCGGGACAAGGAGAGGGCAAAGGUUGAUGCUGAAAGGAAGGAACUUGAGCGACUGCGGGCACUAUACUCUGAGCUCAAGCGCCAGCUUGAUAACUGCCCUGAGUCAAUGAGGGAGCAGUUGCAGGACCAGAUGCAAAGGGAAGCGGAGGCCCUGGAGACGGAGACGAAGCUGUUUGAGGACCUGGAGUUCCAGCACCUGGAGAAGGAGAGCCGCCUGGAGGAGGAACGCGAGAUGCUCAGCCAGCAGCUCCUGCACAGCAAAGCCGAGAGCCACCGCAGCGUGGCACGGAGGAAGGAACGCCUGGCAGCGCUGGAGAGUCAAGCCAACCAGAUCAGGCUGCAGGCUGCUCAGGAGGCUGACCGGCUGGGCAAGGAGAAAGCCACCACCUUGCAGAUGCUGCAGAAGGAGAAGGAGACCCUCCUUGCGCUAGAGAGACGGUACCGGGUGCUGACUGGUGGCUCUGGCUUCCCCAAGGCCUCUACAGCUCUGCGAGAGGAGACGCUUCCUUUCUCUGAGCUGGGGGAGGCGGCUGCUUCUGCAAGCCCCUUCUGUGCAGCUACUGCUUCCUCCGCCCAGCUCUAUCCAGGGAGGACAGAGGAGUACGUGAGACUUUCUGACGUUUUCCCAUUUUGCGGCUGUGGGCCAGAUGCUAGCGCCGCACCUGCCGUCCCCUCACCUGCGCCCCCACUGUCCUAUGAGUAUGUGACAACUGACCAACUGGCAGUGAUUCUGGGCAGCGUCAGGUCGGCUGUAGGGCUUGCCCACUCCCCCAGCCCCCCUGCGGCAGACUCCGCUGCUUCUGCCCUGCCGGCGGCGCUGCUCUGCUCCUCCAGCUGCCCCCAGAGAGAGCCGUGGUGGGCAGAGAGCGCAGUGCGGCUGCCACUUUUCGCCCAGGACCUCCCAGCUGGCUUUGAGGCUGAAGCAGGCCCCCCUGCUGCUUGUCUCUCCUCCUCCUCCCCUCCUCCUCCUCCUCUGCCUGCUAAAGCUCACUCGUCUCCAGACCCACGACAGGUCUAUCGCUCCAAGAUUGAUGGUGGCUCCAGCAGCUUGGCUUGGCCCAAAGGAGGCAGCUCUUCCUCGCAGCUCAACGUGGCCACUCUGGGGCGCAGCCCCUCGCCCAAGAGCUCCCUGUCCCCACAAAACGGCACCGGCAGCCUCCCUCGGAAUCUGGCCAGCACCCUGCAGGAUAUCGAGAGCAAGCGCCAACUGGCCCUUCAGCAAAAGGGCCAGCAGGUGAUUGAGGAGCAGCGGAGGCGCUUGGCCGACCUGAAGCAGAAAGCGGCGGCCGAGGCUCAGUCCCAGUGGGAGGCCCUGCAUGGGCAGCCCCUUCCCCCUUCUCCGUACUCCCCCCUCAUCCACCACUCCAUCCUCCAUCACCACCCACCGGGGGGCCUGGGCCUGCGCGCCAACGAAGACGGGGAGCGUGCCUACGACACCCUCAGCCUGGAGAGCUCCGACAGCCUCGACACCAACCUGUCCACGAGCGGCAACUCCGCCUGCUCCCCGGACAACGUCUCCAGCGCCAGCGGGGCAGAUGCAGGGAAGAUCGAGGAGAUGGAGAAGAUGCUGAAGGAGGCCCACGCGGAGAAGUCGCGCCUGAUGGAAUCGCGGGAACAAGAGAUGGAGCUGCGGCGCCAGGCCCUGGAGGACGAGCGGCGGAGGCGGGAGCAGCUGGAGCGGCGUCUGCAGGAUGAGACGGCGCGGCGGCAGAAGCUCAUCGAGAAGGAGGUCAAGAUGCGAGAAAAGCAGUUUGCCCAGGCCCGCCCCCUGACGCGCUACCUGCCCAUCCGCAAAGAGGACUUCGACCUGCGUUCGCACAUUGAAUCAUCUGGCCACAGUGUGGACACCUGCAGCCACGUCAUCCUCUCUGAGAAGAUGUGCAAAGGCUACCUGGUCAAGAUGGGGGGUAAAAUCAAGUCCUGGAAGAAGCGAUGGUUCGUUUUUGACCGCCUGCGGCGCACUCUCUCCUACUAUGCUGACAAGCAUGAGACGAAGCUCAAGGGCCUCAUCUACUUCCAGGCCAUUGAGGAGGUUUAUUACGAUCACUUGCGCAGCGCAGCCAAGAAGGGAUUCUUCUCUCUCAGCCUGGCCAGUCACCUAGCCGACUUUCUCCCUGCCCCCUUCAGUGGAGAGAGCCCCAACCCUGCCCUCACCUUCUGCGUCAAGACUCACGACCGCCUCUACUACAUGGUGGCCCCAUCGGCUGAGGCCAUGCGCAUUUGGAUGGAUGUCAUCGUGACAGGAGCCGAGGGCUACACGCAGUUCCUGAACUGAUGGAGGGGAGGGCCAGAGGAUGCCACCGUGAGCCCUGGCCUGGCUGCCUCUUCCUCUGCGAGGGAGGCAGGAAGAGACACCAGCCGGACUCGCUUGGACUGACAAGGCCCUGCCAGGCCUCCAUCACUGCCGCAGCUGCAGGAGGGCAGCCUCGUGGGGCCACCUGUGCCAAAGAUCUCACGCUACCCCAGAGGGCAGGCCCAGCUCUGCCCCAUGCUCAGUUCCUGUAAAAAAGCGCUCAGGGCCCACGUAGCAGCAGAAGUCAGCUGGGGGAGACACAGGUGCCUUCUGGCGCUUAGCCCAGUUUUCUUCCUCCUGAGGACUAGCGGCAUGGCCUGCGCCAGCUGCCCUAUAAACCGCAGGGGAGGGUGGGCUUCACCUACCACCAUGUGCCUUGUUGGGGGAGAGAGUAGCAUCUGACACCUGUUCUCCCUGGCUUUGCCUAGUCCAAGGCUCAGGGUAGGGUACUGGGAGCAGGCAGACCUCUCCCCACACCUUCCCUGCUGCCAGGUGAAGGUGGGAUCCAGCUCAGCCUGGUCCUCUUCCCAUCCUACCCUCGGCCAGAAGAGGUGGAUUUCUUUUCUUUUGCCUCGGUGGUCACUUUUAUACCUUGCUUUAAAAAACUACAGCAGCUCUCCUCCUGUGCCUCAGGGCUGUUGAGGUUGCUGCUGUUGGGGGGGGGGAGGACAAUAAAACCUUUUAUGUAA